AUAAAAAAAACAAACGAGUUUUGAGUUUCACUUACAAUAUUUUGAAGUAACUGAAAACAGUCUGUUAUUUGAUCUUUUCAAGUUUUAACAAACAUUACAUGGCUGACUAUAAAUAUUUAAUGCGUUUCUUUGAGGUUUACCCAACAUGUCCCACGCAAUAUUUAUAAAUAUUAAGCUUUCUGUGUUUGAUACAGUUUAUAAUGGCUCACAUCAUUCCAGUAAGGGGUUUUUGGAUGUAUGUGGACAAAGUAUUUGUAAGUUGGUUAUUCAGUGACAAUAUUAGUACUGAAUUAAACUUUCUCCUGAUAAAUAUGUUGGAGGUGAUAUUGGUUAAAAUAGUUCACAUCACUCAGUUGUAAAACCGAAGUAAGUUACUGAGUAGUACAUGGAGCCAGGGUUGAAAAAAUGUUCGUAUCCGGGCAGAGGCAGUGGUUGGAUAGUAGUAAACUUCCUUGCCGGCAGAGCUUUUGGAAGUUGCACUAUGACGUGCAGUACAUAUUUCCCGCCCGUACUUGCAUAUGAUCAAUGUUCUCAUGGGUACAUUUUUUAUUUUGAAAAAUGAAUGCUUAUAUAAAAAAUACCUAGAGAAUGCCCAUCUGGCCCUCGUGUUCGUUGUAGUCUCGCUACUAUAUGACAUCUUUUAUGAAUAAUUACAAUUAUUUGCGUUUAUUUCGUUGAAGUAAUUCACAAUUCCGGAGUUUAGAUGUCUCUAGCAUAGGUUUGUAAACGGUGCAUGUAAUUACGGCAUAGCUAAUCGCUGCAGAAUUUGUGCAUUGUAUGUUGCGGUAUCAUGUUUACCGUUUAUAUUAUUCCGUGAUUUUGUCGCAUAAAUGCGUUGUGUAACCCGGUCUGCAUGGAUUUUAUUUAUGGAAUGGUUUCAUGGAUGUUAUUUUGUUCCUUUGUAUAAAGGAAAAUAGUGGAAUGGUAAACCAUACUUCUGUAAUGUAACAUUUGCAUGGAUUCAAGAAAGACUUUGGAGUAUAGUGGUAUAGCCCAAGAAGCAGAGGUUACCUUCUGCUUGCUUGCUUCGCCUAAUUUUCUGCCUUCCAAAAUAUUGGUACACUUCUUCCAGACUAUGCAGCAUCACAUCCCGGAAAGUACUGUUCUUCAUUUGACUAAACACUGCAUUGUCUUAGAACACCACUUCCCUGUCGUCCUCACAGUUCGGUAAGGACAUGAAGCAAGAAGUGACUGAUGAAGAUCAUGUUUCCUGUCUUGAGCUUGCUGGAGGAGUAAUCUGCCAUAAUUCAAAGACUAUGAGAGUGUUUUGAGAACUCAAAUUCUGCAUUAGAUAGGGAAGAAUGGAAGAGGAAAUGAACACCUUAGAUCAUGGAGUAUGUUUUGAAGUUCCUUCAGUAAGAGGAGAAGGAGAAGCAUUUGCAUUACGGGAUUAUGGAGGUUGUUUGAAAGACAUGGGAGGAAGCAGUUUGAACUUGGUUUCCAGUCAUCAGAGUGGGAUGAACUUGGUUCCUUCUCAGCCAAGUGGGUUGAGUGUUGUUUCUGGCCAGCAGAGUAGUUUGAACUUAGCUUCUGGUCAGCAAGGCAGUGAUAGACGUAUAGCUGCACCAACACAGCAAAAUAUAUCCAUGGGCCAUGGAGUUCAGUCAUUGACUCCUACAGGAGGGUCAUAUGAUUGUAAUGUGUGUGGACUACAGUUUCAAUUUCUACCUGAUUUAAGGACACACUCUGUUAUUCAUGUGCGGCAGCGUCCUCAUGAAUGCAGUACCUGUGGGAAAAGGUUCAUAUUUCCAAGUGAUCUGAAGAGACACAUUCUUAUUCAUACAGGAGAACGUCCUUUUGAAUGUAAUGUAUGUGGUAAUAAGUUUAGAAAACUAAAUGUUUUGAAGCGACAUGCACUGAUACAUACUGGGGAACGUCCACAUGAGUGCACAGUAUGCCCGAGGAAGUUCAGAGACAUAACUGACCUGAAGAAACACAUGCUUUUCCACACAGGUGAACGUCCGCAUGAGUGUAAUCUUUGUGAUAAGAAGUUUACGUUGAUAUCACACCUCAAAAAGCAUUCACUUAUUCAUACAGGUGAACGUCCUCACGAGUGUAGUGAAUGUGGUAAGACAUUUAUACGUGUAAGUGACCUCAAAACACAUACCUUGAUACAUACAGGGGAACGUCCACAUGAGUGCAGUGUGUGUGGAAAGAAAUUCAAAUUAUCGUCUCAUCUUAGGAAACACACACGUAUUCACACAGGAGAACGUCCACAGGAAUGUAAUGUAUGCAGUAAGAAAUUUACUUUUCCUAGUGAUCUGAAAACACAUUCUCUUAUUCAUACAGCAGAGCGACCACAUGAAUGUAAUAUCUGUGGUAAAAGAUUUACUUUUCCUGGUGACCUAAAGACACACACACUAAUUCACACAGGAGAACGGCCACACGAAUGCUCAGUAUGUGGGAAGAAGUUCAUGCGAGUAACUCUUCUCAAGAAACACUCUCUGAUCCACACAGGACAGCGACUUCAUGAGUGCAAUGCUUGUGACAGAACGUUUACACAGUUAACUCUUCUGCGGAAACAUUCUUUGAUUCACAGAGGAGCGCGGCCACAUGAAUGCAUCAUAUGUGGGAAGAAGUUUACAUUUUCUAAAGAAUUAAGAACACAUUCAUUCAUUCAUGAAAAUCAGCAUCAGCAGCAGCAACUCCAACAACUUCAUAACCAGCAACAUCAACUGCAGCAGCAACCACUUUUGCAGCAACAGCCACUUCAGCAGCAGCACCCCCCUCACCAGCAGCAACAACAAAAUCAGCUGCAGCUGAAUCAACAACUACAUCAGCAUGUUCAACAGCAACACCAGCAGCUGAAUCAGCAGCAACACCAGGAGCCCAAUCAGCAACAACACCAGCAGCUGAAUCAGAAGCAACACCAGGAGCCAGAUCAGCAACACCAGCAGCUGAAUCAGCAGCAACACCAGGAGCCCAAUCAGCAACAACACCAGCAGCUGAAUCAGAAGCAACACCAGGAGCCAGAUCAGCAACACCAGCAGCAGCUGAAUCAGAAGCAACACCAGGAGCCAGAUCAGCAACACCAGCAGCUGAAUCAGCAGCAACACCAGGAGCCGAAUCAGCAACAUCAGCUGCUGAAUAAGCAACAAUACCAGCAGCCAACUCAAGCACAACACCAGCAGCCGAAUCAGCAACAUUCCCAGCAGCCAAAUCAACAGCAACCACGUACACUGCAGUCUCCUCGACAGUCAUAUGAUUGUAAUGUAUGUGGAAAACAGUAUCCAUCUUCUACUGAAUUAAAAUCACAUUCACUAAUUCAUGUAGGGCAGCGACCACACGAAUGUGAUGUGUGCGGUAAACGAUUUGCAUUUCCUAGUGAUUUAAAAGCACAUUCUCUGUCCCACACAGGGGAACGACCACAUGGAUGUAUUGUAUGUGGUAAAAAGUUCAGCAAGCUUAAUGUACUGAAAAGACAUUCGCUGAUUCACAUGGGGGAGCGACCUCAUCAGUGUGAUGAAUGUGGUAAAAGAUUUAGAGAAUCGAGUGAUCUCAAGAAACAUGCACUUGUCCAUUCUGGACAACAGCCUCAUGAAUGUGGUGUGUGUAAGAAAAAGUUUGUUCUAAUGUCUCAGCUGAAGAAGCAUGCCGAAAUUCAUACUGGAAUUCGACCCCAUGAAUGUAAUGUGUGCAAUAAAAAGUUCUUACGAUUAUCAGACCUCAAUACGCAUACCCUCAUACACACUGGUGAACGUCGACAUGAAUGUGCUGUAUGUGGAAAGAAGUUUACACUUGUUUCUCAUCUUAAAAAGCAUUCUCGAAUCCACACCGGAGAUAGGCCUCACGAAUGCACAGUAUGUCAUCGAAAAUUCACGUUUCCUAGUGACCUGAAAACUCACUCUCUUAUCCACACAGCAGAACGGCCUCAUGAAUGUACUAUAUGUGGUAAGAAGUUUAUAUUUCGUAGUGGUCUUAAAGUACACACACAGGUGCAUGCUGGUGAAUGACUAUCUCGACAUUUCA
This is a messenger RNA of Cryptotermes secundus, 3969 nucleotides long. Its product is annotated as zinc finger protein 850. Gene Ontology annotation, cellular component: nucleus; cytoplasm. The transcript has 4 exons. Gene Ontology annotation, biological process: regulation of transcription by RNA polymerase II; cell fate commitment. Gene Ontology annotation, molecular function: RNA polymerase II cis-regulatory region sequence-specific DNA binding; DNA-binding transcription factor activity; histone deacetylase binding. The record is from RefSeq and is a predicted model, not a curated record. Bases 1302 to 3953 code for a protein of 883 amino acids. Lineage: Eukaryota; Metazoa; Arthropoda; Insecta; Blattodea; Kalotermitidae.